Cannabis sativa is the source of this 586-nucleotide messenger RNA. Its product is annotated as ATP synthase subunit delta, chloroplastic-like. The record is from RefSeq and is a predicted model, not a curated record. The coding region runs from base 26 to 358 and encodes 110 amino acids. Lineage: Eukaryota; Viridiplantae; Streptophyta; Magnoliopsida; Rosales; Cannabaceae. Gene Ontology annotation, cellular component: chloroplast thylakoid membrane. Gene Ontology annotation, molecular function: proton-transporting ATP synthase activity, rotational mechanism. Gene Ontology annotation, biological process: photosynthetic electron transport in photosystem II; photosynthetic electron transport in photosystem I; proton motive force-driven ATP synthesis. The transcript has a single exon.
CCAAACACCAAACUCAAACUCAUCAAUGCCGGCACUACAGCAAACCCCAAUCUCAUUCCGCUCAAAACUCCCUCCACCAAUCACCUCCAUCGCCACAACCUUCCCCAAAACCCUCUCCUUCUCCCUCACACGCAGCUUCCCAAUCCUCCACCGCAACACCAGAGCUAGAAUGUCAGCUUCAGCAGCUUCAAGCUACGUCGUGGCUUUAGCCGACUUAGCCAAGUCGAACAACACACUCAAAGCCACCAAUGCCGACGUUGAGAAGAUCGAUAAGGUGUUCUCGGACCCUUCGGUGUUCAGUUUCUUCAUGAAUCCAACGAUCGAAGAAGAGAAGAAGCGAAAAAUGAUUGACGAGUAAGCUGAAUCGAUGAAUCUCCUUCCUCACAUGGCGAAUUUCCUCAAUAUUUUAAUCGUUUCGAAGAGAAUCGAUCUGAUUAACGAUGUGACUAAGGAGUUCGAGAGAGUUUAUAAUGGAAUGACAGAGACUGAAUUGGCGGUGGUUAGUGCGGUGGUGAAGCUUGAAUCUCAACACUUGGCUCAGAUCGCUAGGACAGUGCAGAAAUUGACCGGAGCUAAAAAUAUUCGG